AUGUCAGAAGAACCAGCAUCUGCGCCGAUAAUGCCGUCCAGUGAGGCAUCACCUCAGGUGGAAAAGAAGGAAAAACGUCCGCUACACUUUGAAGACGAAGCGAAUCUCUUUAAGACUGUAUGCCGUACGUUUAUGCGCACCAAAAAGUGUGUACGCACCGACUGCAAAUUCGUGCACGACAAGCAGCUGUGUCAAUUCUUUUGGAAGACUGGACAGUGUAAAUUCGGUGACGAAUGCCGUAAGAACCACUUCGUGACACAGCAUCAUCCGACAGCUGAGGACGAGGAGGAAGCUGCUGCUGCUGCUGUUAUUGCAGUUGUUUCGGGUGGAACGGAAGAGGAGAAGAAGAAAACAAUUAAGAAGCAAAAAGACAAGAAAUCUAGGAAAAACAAGGUUAAUAAUGGCCAAAAGCUAAGGACGGACAAGUCUGAAGAGGAAGAAGAUAGUAAUUCAGACAAUCAGAGGAAAGAAAAUGACAAGAAAGCUAAGAAAAAGACAAAAAGUAAUAGACGCCAGGCCACGAAGAAAAACACCGAGAGCUUUGAACCUAUGACCAAGCCAGUCGAUCUGCGUGUCACGUACGACUUGGGCUCCAAGGACGAUAAGUUCUCCACGUCGCUGACUACGCGUGAUGUGGUGCUUGUACCUAAUCUCUUCACGGACUUUAAGAAGGGUGAGCUGUACGCCAAGCUCAUGCACGAGUUGGACAAUUGCGGUAUUUCACGCAAGGAGCUGCUGAAGAUGUGGCAUGGAAACAACAAGAUUGAUGGAACUCACUUCAUUGUGGACGACCACUCCAGUUGGAAGGCCAAGUGUCCCACGUUCGACCUCGUCACUGACCGACUGAAAAAGUUUUUCAAUUUGGACAUCAAGGCCACUCGCUUUAACUGGUACGAAGACACUUCACAAUGGAAGCCAUUUCAUUUCGAUGCUGCCGGUGUUAAGCCCCAUAUUGCUGCUAUUCAAAACUUCACGGUCGGAAUCUCGUUCGGUGCCACUCGUGAUGUUGCUUUUGAACAUGCCGAUACGAAGACCGUCGUGAGUAUGCCUCAGCCGGAUGGAUGCGUUUACGCAUUCUCGAAGGACACGAACGUGUUUUGGCGCCACGGCAUUCUUCAGGACGUGCCGGUGCGAGAAGAAGGCCGCAUCUCGGUGAUCGCGUGGGGCUGGGUGGACAACAUGAUGGACGUUGCAUCUCAUGCUGCGACUCCUGCUUUGUCUCUUGCUGCGACUCCUGCUUUGUCUCUUGCUGCGACUCCUGCUUUUUCUCUUGCUGCAUCUACUGCUGUGUCAGCGUCGUAG
Peronospora farinosa is the source of this 1302-nucleotide messenger RNA. The record is from the annotation of a GenBank genome assembly. NCBI's taxonomy places the organism in Eukaryota, Oomycota, Peronosporomycetes, Peronosporales, Peronosporaceae.